AUGCUGGAGAUCAUUCAGCACCACAGUGCUCUGAAGCAGUUAGAAUUGGUUAUGGACAAGGCUGAAGAGGCACUCGGGGAACAAGCUGCAGAUGAGCUGGGUCCCCAGGAGAAGAUUAAUCAGGCCCUGCCUCAAGAUGAUACAGAGAGCCCCUGUGCAGCCUCCCCGCUGGGGUCUGUGGGUCCCAGCUCCACACAGCUGGUGCAGCUGAGCUGGGAUAACCCCCUGCAGCGUUUGCUCUUCAAGAGGACUCUCCUGUCCAUCUGGAAGGUGAUAGCCAGUCACAGGUACAGUGGCCCGUUCCUGAAGGCAGUGUCAGACAAACAAGCCCCUGGAUACAGUGAUGUUGUGAAGAGACCCAUGGAUUUAACCAGCAUAAAGAGAAACUUGUCCAAGGGCCACAUUCACACCAGCGCCCAGUUCCAGCGCGACCUCAUGCUCAUGUUCCAGAACGCCGUCAUGUACAACAGCUCGAGCCACCACGUGCACCGCAUGGCCGUGGAAAUGCAGCGGGAGGUCUUGGAGCAGCUGCAGAUGCUGGGGGAGGCCCUCCUGUGCUCCGGGGACCGGCUGGGCUGGGGCAGAAGGUUGAUGGGAUGA
Tinamus guttatus (white-throated tinamou) is the source of this 600-nucleotide messenger RNA. NCBI's taxonomy places the organism in Eukaryota, Metazoa, Chordata, Aves, Tinamiformes, Tinamidae. The record is from RefSeq and is a predicted model, not a curated record.